This is a messenger RNA of Lathyrus sativus (Indian pea), 591 nucleotides long. The record is from the annotation of a GenBank genome assembly. NCBI's taxonomy places the organism in Eukaryota, Viridiplantae, Streptophyta, Magnoliopsida, Fabales, Fabaceae.
AUGCAUUCCCAACAUUUUCUCACCUUCUUCUUCUUCCUUCUCCUCUCUUUCAACACCAUCACUUCUACAACAUCAUCAUCACAAAACGACAACACUUUCGAUUUCGCUCGUCCUAUAGAUCACGAGCAGUUAGGGUUAAACAAGAAGGAAAAGCUAAGUCAUUUUAGAUUCUACUGGCAUGACAUAGUGAGUGGAAAAAAUCCAACUUCAGUUACAGUUGUUCCACCACCAUUAAACUCAACCACUGGUUUUGGUUUUGUCAACAUGAUCGAUAAUCCUUUAACAACAGGACCAGAAUUGAGUUCCAAACUUGUUGGAAAAGCUCAAGGCUUCUAUGCAUCUGCUUCACAGAAUGAUUUUGGUUUCCUCAUGGCUAUGAAUUUUGCUUUACUUGAAGGAAAGUAUAAUGGAAGUAGUAUUACUAUUUUGGGGAGGAAUCUUGUUUUGGAUAAGGUUAGAGAGAUGGCUGUUGUUGGUGGGAGUGGACUUCUCAAAUUCGCAAGAGGGUAUGCUAAAGCUAAUACUCAUUGGCUUGAUCUCAAAUCUAGAGAUGCUACUGUUGAGUACAAUAUUUAUGUUUUUCACUAUUGA